AUGGGAGGAACUGACGUUCCCAUUGGACCGGUUAUGAAGCGCACAAAAAUUUCCAUAACGAGAGAAAAACGUAUCCGAAACGAUGACCCCGAUGGCCCCAUCACGUUCGAUGACGAGGACAUAGAAGGCAUCGCCCAACCGCAUAAUGAUGCACUGGUAAUAUCUGUCCUUGUCAAUAAGUUUAGAAUUAAACGUGUGCUGAUUGACCCAGGUAGCUCGGCUAAUAUCAUCCGAUGGAGAGUCAUCGAACACCUGGGACUACUAGAUCAAAUCGUGUCGGCUAUACGGGUCCUCAAUGGAUUCAACAUGGCAUGCGAAACGACGAAGGGUGAGAUCACUAUACCGAUCCGUAUGGCAGGAGCGACGCAGCAGACGAAAUUUUAUGUGACAGAGAGAGAUAGGGGAUACAAUGCAUUGCUGGGCAGACCGUGGAUUCACCUCGUAAGAGCGGUUCCUUCGACUAUACAUCAGGUAUUGAAAUUUCUGACUUCAGAAGGUAUCAAAACCGUACGUGGUGAACAACAGGCCGCAAAAGAAAUGUUCACGGUUGAAGAAUCUGCUAAGACUAUAAAAGCGCCAGAUCAGAGUGAAGGGAAGAAUGCCAAAUAG
This is a messenger RNA of Lycium barbarum (goji berry), 609 nucleotides long. RefSeq lists its product as uncharacterized. The record is from RefSeq and is a predicted model, not a curated record. The coding region runs from base 1 to 609 and encodes 202 amino acids. The transcript has a single exon. NCBI's taxonomy places the organism in Eukaryota, Viridiplantae, Streptophyta, Magnoliopsida, Solanales, Solanaceae.